AUUGGAAGCGGCAAAGGCAUACCACUCUAAAGGACUCACCUAUGAUGGUAGAGUUGAGGGAUUCAAUGGUGGCGGCUUGCUGAUUAAAUUUUAUUCUCUUCUUGGGUUUCUUCCCUAUCCACAGUUGAGCCCCUCCCAUUCAUGCAGAGAACCCAAAAGUCCAUCCAAGAGAUUGCAAGAGCUUUGGUAGGUUCUAUUAUUUCAGUGAAGGCUAUCCAAGCUGAUGAGGAGAGCAGGAAGUUGAUCUUCUCAGAGAAGGAAGCCAACUGGUCCAAGUUCUCUCCGCAGCUGAAGGUGGGGAACAUUUUUGAAGGUAAGGUGGGGUCUGUCGAGGAUUAUGGUGCCUUCAUUCAUCUGCUCUUCCCGGACGGAUUGUAUCACCUCACAGGACUUGUGCAUGUUUCAGAAGUGUCAUGGGAUUUAGUGCAAGAUGUAAGAGAUGUCCUAUUCGAGGGUGAUGAAGUGAGAGUCAAAAUUAUAAACAUAGAUAGAGAGAAAUCGAGGAUCACUUUGUCAAUAAAACAAUUGGAGGAAGAUCCCCUCUUGGAAACUUUAGACAAAGUUAUUCCUCAGGACACCUCAGUUGAUCCCAAUGCCUUAAAUGGAAGUGAACAUUUUGCUAUAGAACCUCUUCCUGGGCUUGACACGAUUAUCGAAGAGCUUUUGAAGGAAGAUGGCAUUAACGAUGUGAAAAUCAGCCGACAAGGAUUUGAGAAGCGGGUAGUUUCACAAGAUCUGCAGCUUUGGCUAUCAAAUGCGCCCCCAAUAGGCGAUCAAUACACACUUCUCGCUCGAGCUGGAAGACAGGUUCAAGAAAUACAACUGCAUUAUACAGUUCCAUACCCGGAGGAGGACACUGCGUCAACUAGCACUAUGCGAACACGUUUCAAAGAAUUUCGAGGUGUUGUAUAUCUUUUGUUCCUUAAUCCCUUUUACUCAAGUAAUUCUUCAACCAUAUGUAUAUGCUUACUUUGCCUCAGUGAGACAAUGUUUACUUGUGAAAAUUGUACAUUUAACAGAUGUUAAUAGCC
Salvia hispanica is the source of this 1031-nucleotide messenger RNA. Lineage: Eukaryota; Viridiplantae; Streptophyta; Magnoliopsida; Lamiales; Lamiaceae. The record is from RefSeq and is a predicted model, not a curated record.